Messenger RNA from Protobothrops mucrosquamatus (brown spotted pit viper), 2826 nucleotides. RefSeq names its product hydroxyacid oxidase 2 (gene HAO2). Gene Ontology annotation, molecular function: oxidoreductase activity; FMN binding. The transcript has 7 exons. The record is from RefSeq and is a predicted model, not a curated record. The coding region runs from base 7 to 1074 and encodes 355 amino acids. Lineage: Eukaryota; Metazoa; Chordata; Lepidosauria; Squamata; Viperidae.
UUUGAAAUGACUCUUGUCUGUUUGUCAGAUUUUGAAGCUUAUGCUAAAAAGCAUCUUCCCAAGCCUAUCUGGGAUUAUUUUGCAGCAGGUGCUGAUGAAUGUUAUACGCGUGAUGACAAUCUCAUGGAAUAUAAAAGAAUCUAUUUGAGGCCACGUGUGCUGCGGGAUAUGUCAGCAAUAGAUCCAAGGACUACGAUUCUUGGCUCUGAAGUUGACUUCCCAGUGGGGAUUGCUCCCACUGGCUUCCAUGGUUUGGCCUGUCCUGAUGGGGAGCAGAGCACAGCUCAAGCUGCAGAAGCUAUGAAUACCUGCUACAUAACCAGCACAUAUUCCACUUUCUCUGUGGAAGAAAUUGUUGCUGCUGCACCAACUGGUUUAAGAUGGUUCCAACUCUACCUCCAUCGGAAGAGGACGUUCUCAGAGCAACUCGUACGAAGGGUUAAUGCAUUGGGAUUCCAUGCCCUGGUGCUCACAGUUGACGUGCCCUACACUGGCAAGAGGCGGAAUGACAUUCGCAACAACUACGAGUUCUUGAAAUCCAUUCAAGUGAAGAACUUUAAAGGAGCUUUUGAGGAUGAAGACCAGACUGAAUAUGGUCUACCCCCUGGAUCCAUAGACCCAUCUAUCCAUUGGAACGACAUCACCUGGCUACAAAGCCUGACCCAGCUGCCAAUCAUCAUCAAAGGGAUUCUGACAAAGGAAGAUGCUGAGCUAGCUGUGAGACAUGGUGUUCAAGGGAUUAUCGUAUCCAACCACGGAGGAAGGCAGCUAGAUGGAGUCCUUCCUACUAUUGCUGCUCUGGUUGAAGUUACUACCGCAGUGCAAGGCAAAAUUGAAGUUUACUUAGAUGGUGGAAUACGAACUGGGAAUGAUGUAUUGAAAGCAUUGGCACUUGGAGCAAAAUGUGUCUUCAUCGGCAGGCCCACUGUAUGGGGUCUGGCUUAUAAGGGUAAAGAAGGACUUCAAGAAGUUUUGAAGAUUUUAAAAGAUGAAUUUUGUCUAUCAAUGGCUCUCACAGGCUGUAAAAACGUCUCAGAAAUUGGCCGGCAUCUUGUUCAGUAUUCCAAAUUGUAAAGAACUCUUCUGUGGCACUUACAGGACCAGAAGCAGUUUGCUAGCUAAAGAAAAAAAACCUGGAUGAUUAAAAACAAGGGGGAAACCUCAGCCACCAACCACAUUUCAGAAAGUUUGUCUGAUGAGAUUUUUGCAAUGAAUGGGACACAGAAGCUUAUAGCUGGCCUAUACUGAACUGUGAAUAACUGGGAGCCCCAUUCUUUUGUAUGCCUGUUUUCAUGAUACCCAGCUAGGUUAACAUUCCUUAAAAACUUUCAAUUUUACCACAUUCUCCUCCCUGUGUGUGAAAUGCCAUAGUAUCCAAUGACUUAUGUGUUUCACUUUGAAUAAUAUAAUAAAAAUAAAUAAUGGCAUCAGUUACUUGGAAUGGCAACAUUAGACCACAGAGUCCAAGUACAGUUCAGUGAUGAAAUCUCAGUUAAAACAUCCCAGGCAGCAUCUGUCUGAACAUGUUCAAUAAAAGGGAAGCAAUCAACUUGCUAGAUUAAAGAUUCUUAGAUUUCUUUUUCCUUACUAGAACCUGUCUUUGCAAGUCUGAACUGCUCCCAGAGGAUCAAUCAAUCCAUCCAUCAAUCCAUUCCUGAUCAAUAGAUGAUCCUGGAAAUGCAUCAGCCAAUCUCUAUUCAUCUUCCAGUUAAAAAGGAAAAUUACCUACCCGUCCAUGACUGUAAAACCAUUUGGAAGAUGCUCUCAGUUUAAAUACAGUGACAUGAAAAGGGCAACAGGAAGCCAGACCUGGGUGAUGGUAAAAGCCCAGCAAUGGCUUCAUACAAUUGCUAGGAAGUAGAACUCAUUUUUGACUGGAUUUGCCCAAAUCCAUCUGGAAUGAUAAUGUAUUUAGACUUUGUUUAUGUGAUGGCUAUUCAGAUAUUUGAAGAGCACUCUUAUAGGGUAUCUCCCUUUCAAUAAUGUCUUCUCAAAAUUAAGCAUGCUUAGCAACGUUCAUUGUUCUUCACAGGGUUUGCUCUCUGGGCCCACAAGCAGAAACUAAAUUGUUGCUCUCAGUGUUAAUCUUAAUCUAAUCACGUGUUAUUCUCCUGAAUUCUUAAAGGGAACCAAAUACCAGAUAUCAAAAGUGAACAGACUGUACUUGAAGGGGUCUCUAAUCCAAAAUAAAAUAGAACAAGUCCUGUGGUUUAGAAAUUGUACUGUACUGUAUAGUACUGUGUUUAUAUAAUCUAAAAUUGUGCUUGUCUUUUUCAAAGCCUCAUUAAGCGGUUCAUUCUUAUUUAUAUUUUAAAUAGCCACAGCGCCAUGUGCCUAAAGGGAAUCUAAUCAAUCACUCAUUAUUAUUCAAAUAAUAGAAAUUAAAUCAGUAUACUCUGUGCAUAUUUUUAAAAUCCAAGUACUGAGCAUAAGCCUUAUAACUGUAACUAGGAUUUGCUCAUCAUGACUUUUUAACCUAUAAAAUGGGUAGGUAAACUGUCGGUAAGUAUUGCCAGAAUGUCUUGCCAAAAUUUAAUUGUAAAGCCAUCAAAUUUCAAACGAGUGAUUUUUCAUUUUUGAAACCGUUAAAGUAUUAUAUUCUGUUGCAACAUUGCAACAAAUCCUGCAGCCUAAAACUCCAAAAUAAGAAAAAUGCAUUCUCUAACCACAAAGAGAUUGUUUAACCCUGCAGCAAAACGUGUCUCUUAUUUUUACUGCUGUGGUUUAAAGGAGGCUGCUCAAAAAAAAUAUUACUUCACAAAGUCACAAAAUACUGAAAUUUUGCUUGUAAUCUCGAAUCCAUCGAAGUAUAUAUUACUCUCUGCA